GAGACUAACAGUAAUAAGAGAUCGCACCACAGUGAUGAGAGACCUCACCAGUGUAAUGUAUGUCAUGUAUCUUUCAAAAGAUUAAGUUCUCUCAAAAUGCACAUGGUGACUCACAGUGAUAUAAAACCUUACCGAUGCAGUUUGUGUCAAGCUUCAUUUAAGUUCUCAACUUGUUUAAUAAGGCACAUGGUGACUCACAGUGAUGUGAAACCUUACCAAUGCAGUUUGUGUAAAGCUUCAUUUAAGUUGUUAGAUCUUUUAAAACAGCACAUGGUGACUCACAGUGAUGUAAAACCUUACCGAUGCAGUUUGUGUCAAGCUUCAUUUAAGUUGUCAAAUCAUUUAAAACAGCACAUGGUGACUCACAGUGAUGUGAAACCUUACCAAUGCAGUUUGUGUAAAGCUUCAUUUAAGUUGUUAGAUCUUUUAAAACAGCACAUGGUGACUCACAGUGAUGUAAAACCUUACCAGUGCAGUUUGUGUAAAGCUUCAUUUAAGUUGUCAAAACAUUUAAAACAGCACAUGUUGACUCAUAGUAAAGUAAAAAAUCACUCUUGUACUGCAUGUCCUUUGGCUUUCAAAAGAUUAGAUCACCUAAAAAAGCACAUGGUGACUCACAGUGAUUUGAAACCUUACAAGUGUAGUGUAUGUGAUGCAUCUUUUAAAAGAAGGGAUAAACUAAGUCGGCACAUGUUGACUCACAGAGAUGUUUUUGUUAAAGCAACUGGGACUGAGUCUCAGGAGAUGAAGGAGCUGAAGACCUGUGUACAGCUUGAAAGCAUUUCUGGUCCAGCUUACAUAAAACCUGAGCUUGCUAAGCAUAUUCCUCAAUCAAACUGGAAACAUGAGGAUGCUGUAAAACUGGAGCUAAACUCUCAGGAUGCUAUUUAUUGUAUUAAAACAGGGCAAGUUCCUGGUGAAGAACUUCAUCACAUAAAACCUGAGUAUGCUGUACACAUUGAGCAGUCAGAUUCUAGUCAUGAGAGUGCUGUGAAAGUGGAGUGCAUGUACCAAUGUCAAGAUAUCACCUGUUUAAUUAAGACUGAACAGGAUUCAGUGCAUUCUGCAAAGACAGAAGAGUAUCUUGUAUUUAAGCAAGAAGAACAAGAUCAUAGUCACAUAGUGAAGACUGAGACAGGAUGGCCUGGUCAGCAUGCAGUGUGGCAGCAUGACAAUGAUGAAAAUAUUCAAGAAAUGAAUUCUGCUAGUCUUAUAAUUCCUGAGGUGACUCACAGUGAUGUGAAACCUUACCAAUGCAGUUUGUGUAAAGCUAAGUAUUUCAAGGACAUGGAGGAUGAGUUCCGUGGUCUGCUGGACAUGAACAAGAUUGAAGGCGUGGUGCAAGUCUUAACCUUUCUGUUUGUCAUUGGGUUCAAGCCUCAGGCAGGAAAACUAUGCUUUGUCGUCUUGACGCACCAUGCAGCAUCUCUUACACCGCAUGCGAGACAGCCAUCAGGUCGUGUAUACCAUUCUGAUGAGGAGACCCAUGCAAGACAGAAUUGA
This is a messenger RNA of Pomacea canaliculata, 1503 nucleotides long. Its product is annotated as zinc finger protein 729-like. Bases 97 to 1503 code for a protein of 468 amino acids. The transcript has 5 exons. Gene Ontology annotation, cellular component: nucleus. NCBI's taxonomy places the organism in Eukaryota, Metazoa, Mollusca, Gastropoda, Architaenioglossa, Ampullariidae. The record is from RefSeq and is a predicted model, not a curated record.